CAUCUGCAUGAAGAAGUUGAAUUUGGAGAGAGCUACUUUGUAUCCUCUUGUUCUCAAAGAAAUAAAUGUGGAAGUACGACUGCAUCAAUUUUCGGUAAAAGGUCGACUGAGCUCUGUCUUGUGUGCUGUGAUUCCGAUUUAUGUAACAGCGAUUGCGGUAAUAGAACAAGACCAAUCCCUAAACCGUCUACCACCUCCACAACGACAACUAUUCCCACCACAACAUUGAAAUACUCGUUCCCAUUCGACUGCUGGGAAAUCUUACAUAAUGGAUAUAAUAUAACGGGCGUAUACCAGAUUUAUCCCUGGGGAUCCAGUGGAAAGUCCAUAGACGUACUCUGUAACAUGGAUGUGGACCCCAAAGGAUGGACGGUGUUUCAAUGGCGUCAUCCUUUAACAGAAAAUUUUACUAGAAAUUGGGAAGAGUACAAAGAUGGUUUUGGGAAUGUGACUGGUGAAUUCUGGCUUGGAAACGAGGUCGUUCAUCUUUUGACAAAACCACACCGAACGCUGUUUCACAUAGGUAUCUCAGACACUAAUGGACAUUCGUGGUAUGAAAGAUUUGACAACAUGAAAGUAGCAUCUGAAGCUCAGAAGUACACCAUAACUCUCGGAAGGGCCUCUGGAACUGCUGGUGAUGUAAGUUCACGUGAUCAUGGUGGCGCUGGUUCUAUGGAGGGUCGUCCGUUUACGGCAUACGACAGAGACAAUGAUUUGUCACCUUAUAACUGUGCAGAUAGAUGCAAAGGAGGGUGGUGGUUCAACUUUUGUGACAAUGUUUUUCUAAAUGGACCACGUGAUUUUCAUGCAGACAAUGUAACUCACUCCAUUUUGAAACCGGUUACACUAUUUGGGGGCUCGUCUGGGAUGGAGACACCAGAGUUUGAAGAUCGUCUGCUGCAGGGGAGGUCUACAUUGUGUUUAGCAACCUUGGAGGCCAUCUUACGGUUUUGUGAAGAUGUCGGCAUGAAGAAGGAAG
Messenger RNA from Saccostrea cuccullata (small rock oyster), 979 nucleotides. Its product is annotated as ficolin-2-like. The record is from RefSeq and is a predicted model, not a curated record. The annotation marks the transcript as partial. NCBI's taxonomy places the organism in Eukaryota, Metazoa, Mollusca, Bivalvia, Ostreida, Ostreidae. The transcript has 8 exons.